UUUGGAAUCUGUGGGAAUUUAUUCCUCAGGAAGAUGAAGAGAAUUAUACCAAUCAACUUCUGGCAGGAGACAAAACGUCUUACACUUGUGGCUGUGCCAGUGGAUCUGAAGCAGGAUAAGGAGCAGGAAAACUAUUCAACCAAUCAGAGGGAAGAAUCCUUACAGACAGAAUAGCACAUUGAAGCAAACGGGAAAUAAAAUCAUUUCACAGGAGUAAAAUAAAGUUUUUGAGUCAGCUGAUGAACUUUCUCACAAGUAUUGUCAGCGCCAUAUUCUGCGGGCACUUGGGAAGAAUAGAACUGGAUGCAUUUUCACUUGCUACAGCAGUGGUCAAUAUAUCGGGUGUCUCUGUAGGUGUUGGUUUGUCAUUAGCUUGUGACACAUUCAUAUCCCAGACGUACGGCAGUAAGAACCUGAAGCGAAUCGGAGUGAUUCUCCAACGAGGGAUCCUCAUUCUCCUGAUCGUCUGCUUUCCCUGCUGGGCUCUCUUUGUUAACACAGAAAAUAUCCUGUUGGCCUUCAAGCAGCCUCCUGAGGUGGUCAAGUUAACAAAUUUGUAUGUGCUGAUAUUCAUUCCUGCCCUCCCUGCAGUGUUCCUUUAUCAUUUAGAGAUCAGAUACCUUCAAAAUCAGGGGAUUACUCUGCCACAGGUUUUCAUUGGUGUAUUAGUCACCGUUCUCAAUGCCAUAACAAAUUAUCUGUUGCUGAAUAUAUUUUCUCUGGGAGUACAGGGCUCUGCAGCUGCCAUCACUGUCUCUCAGUAUUGCCAAGCAACUUUUCUGUUCAUUUACAUUCGGUGGAGAAAGUUACAUGUUAACACUUGGGCAGCAUGGUCCACUGAUUGCCUGCAGGAGUGGGGCCUGUUUGUAAAGCUGGCAAUUCCAAGCAUGCUCAUGUUAUGCUUUGAAUGGUGGAGUUAUGAAGUUGGGUCUUUCCUAGCAGAUGAACAAGUACGGCAGUCUCUCGCAUCUUGUUUCUCAUUCACAGGAACAAUUAAUGAAGUUGAACUUGGAGCACAAGCUGUUGUUUAUCAGAUAUUGCAGGUGACGUACAUGUUACCUCUGGGAUACGGGGUGGCUUCAGCUGUUCAUGUGGGAAAUGCACUGGGUGCAGGGAACCCAGAGAGAGCCAAAAAUGUUGUGAAAACUGCCCUGUGGUGCAGUGGAUUUCUGGCUUUGGUGAUUUCUGUGGUACUGAAGGCUGUAAGUGAUGUGAUUGGUUAUAUCUUCACCAAUGACAAGGAAAUAAUUCAAUUAGUUGGGAAAUUGUUACCAUUAAUCGCUACUAACCAAUUCUUUGAUGCCUUGGUUUGUGUGAAUAGUGGAGUAUUGAGAGGAACUGGGAAGCAAAGACUGGGAGCUAUCGGUAACCUAGUGGGAUUUUAUCUCAUUGGUUUUCCCAUUGGAAUCUCACUGACGUUUGCUGCAAAGUUUGGGAUCAUUGGUUACUGGUAUGGAAUGACCAUUUGUGUCAUUUUCCAGUAUGCGUUCUUUCAGAUAGUGAUCUACAAAAUCAACUGGAAUGAAGCAUCCAAUCAGGCUCAAGCUAUUUCAGGUGUGAAGACACAUGUGGACCCGUAUCCUCGUCCCUCUGUUGAGCAAAAUGAGUGUAUUUCAUCAGAUGUGAACAAUGAAGUGCAUUCAGGAAGCAUCGCUGUCAUUACAGUGGGAGAUGCCACUCCUGUGGAGAAUAAUGUGAAUGCUGGACAAGUGAGAGAAGAGAGCUUGGCCCCGAAAAUGAAUGUUGAAGAAAAAUUGUCCUUGAAACAAUUGAUUGUUCGUCGGGGAAUAGCCGUCCUUUCAGGAUUACUUAUACUGGUGAUUGGACUACUGCUGAGGAACAUGUAGACUCCAGUGAAUUUUGCAGAGACGAGUGGGAAUACAGAUCACCUUCUGUUGUCAGUAGAGCAGCUAUAAGAGGGGCUCUGUGUUUUAUCUCAUUUCUCACUUCUUAGCAACAAUGAAUGUUAAAGGAAUGUCAAUUAUAUUACAGAUUGGAAGGAAGGCCAUUCAAACAGAGUCUUGUAAUUGUUUAAAGCGUUUGUGUCCAUUUUAGUGACCUGGUCCUCACUGGUGUAGGCACCUGCCCACUCGAAACAGGACCAGGGACAACUUGGUGGCUUUUGCUAUCAGGUUUCCAUCAGCUUCAAGACCUCCCAGUUGACACUCGUGUACAUCAUUAACUGAAGCUGGAAAGGAUUUUUAUGAACUCGGAAAUAAGAAAAGCAAUUACUGGUGUGGUGACGUUAGUCUUCUUUGUGGGACUGGGCAGAGCAAUCUGAGUCACAAUUAUUUUUAGACCUACCAGUGUGCAACAAAAAAAAAUGCAUCUAUAUUAAAACUUUAA
Molecule: messenger RNA, 2346 nt
Organism: Stegostoma tigrinum
Lineage: Eukaryota; Metazoa; Chordata; Chondrichthyes; Orectolobiformes; Stegostomatidae
Product: multidrug and toxin extrusion protein 1-like
Exons: 18
Coding region: 240-1847 (535 amino acids)
Biological process (GO): xenobiotic detoxification by transmembrane export across the plasma membrane
Cellular component (GO): membrane
Molecular function (GO): antiporter activity; xenobiotic transmembrane transporter activity
Source: RefSeq, a predicted model, not a curated record